This is a messenger RNA of Mycetomoellerius zeteki, 1790 nucleotides long. RefSeq names its product furin-like protease 1, isoforms 1/1-X/2. Bases 38 to 1723 code for a protein of 561 amino acids. Gene Ontology annotation, molecular function: serine-type endopeptidase activity. NCBI's taxonomy places the organism in Eukaryota, Metazoa, Arthropoda, Insecta, Hymenoptera, Formicidae. The transcript has 7 exons. Gene Ontology annotation, cellular component: trans-Golgi network; Golgi membrane. Gene Ontology annotation, biological process: peptide hormone processing. The record is from RefSeq and is a predicted model, not a curated record.
CUGUUUAACAGUGAGCCACAGCUUCGGUUAUGGGCUGAUGGACGCUACUGCCAUGGUUCGCUUAGCAAGAAGAUGGAGGACCGUCCCGGAGCAACACAGAUGCGAAGUAUCAGCGCCACAUACAGGCAGGACAAUACCACCAAAGAGCCAAUUGGUCCUCGACUUACAUGUCAAGGAUUGCAGCGGCGUUAAUUUCCUCGAGCACGUUCAGGCGAAAGUAUCGCUGAUGGCAGCAAGACGAGGAGAUCUUCAGAUACAGCUCACGUCUCCUCAAGGCACGAAGAGCACUCUUCUCGCUAAAAGGCCGCACGACAUCUCGAAGGCCGGUUUCAGCCAAUGGCCAUUCAUGUCAGUGCACACGUGGGGAGAGAGGCCGCACGGGACCUGGAAAUUAGAAAUUCACAAUGAGGGUCGAUAUCUCGGACGCGCUACUCUGCACGAAUGGGCGUUGAUUUUCUACGGUACCGCAACGCUGCCCGAUCGGACCGAAUACGCUCUUUACAAUCCGGCCGGUAUGAGUAUACCCAGACGACCGUUCGUCAAGCCACGCGAGACCAUCCCGAAGAACCAGAACACCUUGGCGAAAGGCAAGCAGACGCAGCACAAAUCCGACAAGUCCGGCAGUAUGAGCCCGCCCUACGUGAUGAACGCUCAGAUUCAGUCGCAGAGGAAGGGCAAGGCCCGCGGUCAGUACAAGAAUGGCAAGUCGGCUAAUCGGCCGAAUCCCAAGCCCACCGUUCAGACUCUUCGGGGUCUCACCGGAAUCAAUAGAGGGUCCAUCAACGUAGCCGGUGACGUGCGUUUGAUCACGUCGAGACCACGUGGGAGAAGUACACCCAGCCCUGUUACCAGCACCGUGAUCCAGACCGUUGCGACAACAAAGGCGCAGACCACCGCGACAAGUAAACAGAUUAUUACACAGAAGAUUAUCGACGUGGUUACCGCCUCGCCCCUUCAGCGGGGACUGAUCUUGUUGGAACCACCAGCAAAGGCGGCCACUAACAAGGUCCCGGCGGUAUUUCAACAGUAUCCCAAGAUUCAACAGCUUUAUCCAGUUUACGGUGGAGCUCGCGGUACCGGUCAGCACGCCACAAGGGCCAAAGGACUCGACCUACUGCAGGACGAGCAAUUUGACCCAAGGAAUCUGCAACUGGACAAGGACACGCUGGAGGAAUGGAAGCUUGUGUUUUUCGGCACGGAUACCUCAGUGGAAGUGGACGACGAGCUAGAUAAGGACAAGCCGCUGCCGCCAGUGGUCCAUGAAGAAGUCAACAACGCACCUUCGGAUGUCCGGCACAACACUGUGGAUACCGAGGGCGAUCCUUGGACAGGUAGCCGAAAGAUGGAUCGAGUUUCACACCCAGAGGUGCAGAGGCCAACAACGGAGAACCAGACGAGCGGUUGUGCCGCCUUCAAUGCCGGAGGCAGCGGGUGCCUAGUGUGCAAACCGGGUUGGAAUCACAACAAUGGCAACUGCUUGCAACAGUGUCCACCUGGAACUUACGAAGUCCAAGGUGACGAUGAUUCCGGUGCUUUCUGCACUGCAUGCCAUUACUCGUGCCUAUCUUGCAAAGGACCUAGUGACGCUGACUGCAUCACCUGUCACGCGGAUUCGAUAUUUACGCGGAACAACGGAAGGUCACUGUGCGUGCUGAGUAGCAUUUCUUGGAAAAUGGAGUCCACAUUUAACACUGGACUGUCAUCGACCACCAACGACCAAUAAUCAAUGCCGAAAUGUAGAAAUUAUAGGUGAUGGGAUCUAAUAAAUGUAAUCGCAGUAAUAAGCACGG